This is a messenger RNA of Varroa destructor (honeybee mite), 2838 nucleotides long. Its product is annotated as phosphatidate cytidylyltransferase, mitochondrial. Lineage: Eukaryota; Metazoa; Arthropoda; Arachnida; Mesostigmata; Varroidae. Gene Ontology annotation, biological process: CDP-diacylglycerol biosynthetic process; cardiolipin biosynthetic process. Gene Ontology annotation, cellular component: mitochondrion. Gene Ontology annotation, molecular function: phosphatidate cytidylyltransferase activity. The record is from RefSeq and is a predicted model, not a curated record.
ACGAUAGGUUUUUACAUACGAGAUAGUUGUAUUAAAUGUGUUUAGCUCCGUUCCAUUUUCGUAAAUGGAGAAUACGAUUCGAAGGGCUCAAAACGUGUUUGAUCAAAAACACAAAAGCGGCUUCCUAUUUAUAAAUUAGUAGUCUGUUCAAAUUGAUGUAAAAAAAGAGAAUCAGUGCCAUGUUUGACCUGUGAACGUGAUAAAGUUCGAAUGGUGCUUAGCUGAAAAAGAAUUUGGCCUAACUAUAGCUUUAAUAUACUAGUUACGUAUUAUUUGUACCUUGUUAAUUUAAAAUCUAUCGUGUACCAUCUUAAGAAAUUCCCUGAGGGAGAACAGCAAACUUUGGGAAAUGCAUGGAUGAGAUGGUUAACGACAUCUUAUUCGGAAUAUAUUGUUUACCACUUAGGAUCACGCAGUGCACUGCAUGAGCAGACCGCACAGCUUUAGUGUUUAUCCUCCAAUUCUGUCACUUACUAAUUUUAAUUAAAACUGAAUAGUAAUAAUGCCUUAAGUUAUGUAGUCAAUAUCAUACAAAAAAAAUGAAACGUUCAAAAUUUAUAUAUACAUGUAAGUGAUCAGCCAGUUCUUUGAUUUAUAUUUAACUAAAAAACACUUUGCAGGUCACAAGAAGAGAUUUUACGUCCUCUCACAUACUACUAUUCUUAUGCACAGGUGUAUCAAUAAAAUUUAUUAUGAUGUAAAUGUCACCUUUAUAACAACGAUGAGAUUGUAUCUUAUGUCGGACUAUUUGUGCUUUCGAAAUUAAAAUUUGGUGCAUUCCCCUAGGAAUAACGAUGGAGACGAAUGACAAAACUGGAACAUGAGUGUACUUGAAGUGAAUAUUGGUUAUAAAAAUGCAGUGAUUUAAUUUUAAGCUACUAUCUCAUUAUUUACAUUGUACAUUAUAGUUUUAAAGUGAGAUCCGUGUUGCUUGCGUGAAGACACAUAAUGAACAAAAGUAAGAGUGAUUUUUAUUUAUUAUGAAAUAUAUUUGCUCUUGGUUUGUUGUUAAAUUUCAGUUAAACACUAUAGAAAUGGCAGGCACAACUGCAGCACUUCCAAAGGCCGCAGUAGUCUCUUCUCACUGGACCCGCCAGUUACUGACCAACUUUCCGCCAACAAAUAUGGCCUUGGCCUACGGAAGUGCCGUAUUCCGACAGGCUAAUAAUGAAUCUCCAGACAAUAUGCUAGAUGUCAUACUUGUCGUUGACAAUCCGAAGACCUUCCACAUUGAGAAUCUGAAACGGAACAAGAGUCACUACUCCUUGGCAAGGUAUCUCGGGCCUCGCUUUAUCGCGAAACUUACUGAAAUGCCUGCAUACGUGUACUACAAUACAGCUGUUCGAAUUGAAGAUCAAUUGAUAAAAUACGGCGUCAUUUCUAAGGACCGCCUCAUUUCUGAUCUGCUAGAUUGGGAUGUGCUAUACGUUGCCGGCAGGAUGCAGAAGCCUGUUAAAUAUAUUACGCCUGUCGAUGCUGAAGUGUUGAAGGCGCAACAGAUAAAUCUGAACAGUGCGGUACAUGCGGCCUUACUCACGUUACCCGAGACGUUCACACUUGAGGAUCUCUUUCUGCGAGUAACUCGCCUCUCGUACGAUGGAGACUUCCGUAUGAUCUUCGGCGAAGAUAGGAACAAGAUUUCAAAUAUUGUUAAACCAGCAGUUGGGGAUUUCACUAAACUUUACGCGCCCGUACUUCAAGCGAUGAGCACCAUAGAGUGGACAAAUGGAGCGAAUAAGGUUCAACAGGACCUUUCGGAACAAGCGAGACUUCAUCAUUUAGAGUUGUUACCGAAGGCUGUACAGCAUCAGCUGAUGACGAAAUGGAGGCCCGGCGAGAAUCGUCACAAAGAUGUCGAAGAUAUUCUCAAGUCGAUCGCGCGCAACCCGGCAUCAUUGUGUGCUGAAGUUGUACAAGAAAGUGUUCGAGCAAUAGUGUGGAGCUCCGCCCUCAAACAAAGCAUUAAGGGUUUGGUGACGUCUGGCCCUUUAAAGGCUUUAAGCUACUCUGCAUCCAAAAUAUCGAAAAUGAUGAUGAGUAUAGGAAUCUGGCCAACUAAGGAGCCGGUCAAACAUAUAAAACCAAAAAUGACGCAGGAAUCAAAACGGCGUGGGACUUCACAAUUGCCGUGAACGUAGCCAAUACACUUCAUUAAUAAAAAGCUGUUGUUGUUAUUUGAUGCCAAUUGAUUCAAGGAACAGUGCCAGGAGCUUGCGCCUUAUAGCUAAAGAUUAUUGCUGUACGAUCUAAUUUUCUGAAGUUACAUGGUUUAUAUAGUGUUUCUACAUUCUCCAAUAUAGAACGGAAUGAAUUUAAAGUACAGUCGUAGUAGAAGAGUAGUGUAAGAUAGUUUGUGAUGUAUGAAAUGAGAAUUGUUAAUUGGCAUUGAAUGUUAUUUAAAUAUGAUGUAUAGAAUGAUAAUUGUUAAUUGGUAUUGAAUGUUAUUUAAAUAUGAUGUAUGAAAUGAUAACUGUUAAUUGGCAUUGAAUGUUUUUUAAACAUGAAUUCUAGAAAAGAAUUAAGUAAAGUCAAUUUUUUGCAUGUAAAACAUACAUAUUUUCUUUGUUGGGAUUACGAUUGCGAUUUUUUAAGAUAGGUUGGCCGUCAAAAUUAGCAUGUUACACGAACUUACUUUUGCUUUUGAUUAUAUUUGUUAGUUGCCAUAGCAACCAGUGAGUCUAGCGGCAUUUUGUAUUUAAUUGUUGAAGAUAUAUCUAUUCAUGCAAUGAAUGCAUGUAAUAAUUCAUUAAUAAAUAUAUUUUUUUUCGAUAUCUUUUGUAGGAAUGAACAAAUCAAGGAAAAUUUCUUUUGUGAAACCGAUUCUGCUUUCUGAUUAAU